UAUAUUUAUUUUCACAGAUACCAAUAUGUUGUCACAAAAUCAAAUCGCCUUUACUGUUCUGGUAUUAGUAUGUAUAGCUGGGAAAUGUCAGUCACAAUUUCCUAGAGCUUGUGCCACAAUGGAAGCUUAUCUUUUGCACGAAUGUUGUCCUGUAAUGAGAGGAGGUGGAAGCCAAUGUGGCGAAGCAGAAGGCAGAGGCAUGUGUGCUGAUAUUGUUGUCGAUGAACAACCCUGGGGAGGCCCGUACACUCUAUUCGGAAUAGAUGACAGAGAGAGAUGGCCAGAACGAUUUUUCAACAGAUCUUGCCAAUGCUUUGGAAACUUCGGUGGAUAUGAUUGCGCAAAAUGUAAACUCGGUUGGAGAGGACAAAAUUGCAAUGAAGAGCGACCAUUGGCGGUAAGAAGAGAUAUUGCACAGAUGCCACUAGAUGACGCCGUGCGAUUCCUAGAAGCUCUCGAUCAGGCCAAAACAACUAUUCAUCCCGACUAUGUCGUUGCAAGAGACCAUUACAGAAAUCUGCUUGGAGAAAAUGGAACAUCAGAUCCGAAUUACAUUGAUAUUACUAUAUAUGAUUUAUUUGUGUGGGUUCAUUACUACAGUGUACGUGAUACUCUUCUCGGACCCGGACAAGCAUUCACAGGUAUCGAUUUCUCACACGAAGGACCGGCUUUUCUCACCUGGCAUAGAAUGCAUUUGUUGAAUCUUGAAGAAGAUUUGAGAGAAAUGACAGGUGACGAGGAUAUGGCGAUCCCAUACUGGAAUUUUGCUAUUGGAGGAUCCGAAUGCGAUAUCUGUACUGAUGAAUUAGUCGGCGAUCGCCAUCCUAACAUACCUUCUCAAUUGAGUCCUAACUCACGAUUUGCGGACUGGGAAAUCGUCUGCCUUAGUUUGGACUGGUUUGAUGACAACAUCAAGCUGUGCAACGGAACAUCUGAAGGUCCCAUUAUUCGCAAUCCAGGUGGAAAUACUGACCGUCCAUUGGUUCAAAAACUGCCCGAGCCUGAAGAUGUUGCAAAAUGUUUAGGAGUCGAGAAUUAUGAUACUUUCCCCUUCUUUUCCGACUCUGACAAAAGUUUCAGAAACACUUUAGAAGGUUACGCUGAAGUCGAUGGCCAAUUUGCCGAAGGUGCAAGAACUCUUCACAAUCUUGCUCAUUUGUUUUUGAAUGGAACAGGAGGACAAACCCACGCUAGUGCCAAUGAUCCUAUAUUCGUUUUACUGCAUGCUUUUACAGACGCUAUUUUUGAAGAAUGGUUAAUCAGAGAACAACCUUCGGCAACAGCUUAUCCAACUCGAGAUGCACCGAUCGGUCACAACAUUGACUAUAAUAUGGUUCCAUUUUUUCCACCAGUCACAAACCGAGACAUGUUUGUGGAAGCAAGUAAACUUGGUUACAGAUACGAGUUUAACAUCCUUGCUGAUUUGGAACAAAACUCUGGUCCUUCUUUUAUUUGGGCGGUCAUUGGCGUCAUCGUCUUUGCUGCGUUUGUUACAAUAGUUACCAUAAUGAUCACUGGAAUUCGUCGUCGAAUGAAAUUACAACAAGAGGAAGAAUUAUAUCAGAGAUUAAUUGCUGAAGAUUAUGAAAGAGACGAACAUUAUGGACCAUAGUGUGAUUAAUACAAUCACUGGCCAAAAAACAUCUAACGAAUUUUUACCUUGAUAUAUGUACAGUCCCAGUUAUGAUUUUCUCCUUUUUCUUAUUUUAAAUUAUUAUUUGUGCGUUGACAUUGUGAAUUUUGUACAUUGCAAUAAAUCUUUUAAUUCAAAA
This is a messenger RNA of Styela clava, 1772 nucleotides long. RefSeq names its product 5,6-dihydroxyindole-2-carboxylic acid oxidase-like. Gene Ontology annotation, molecular function: oxidoreductase activity. NCBI's taxonomy places the organism in Eukaryota, Metazoa, Chordata, Ascidiacea, Stolidobranchia, Styelidae. The record is from RefSeq and is a predicted model, not a curated record.